AAAAUAAAUAUAAAAAAAUCAUUGUUUACAGUGGAUCAACCAUCUUAAGGACCCGCAAAAAUUCAAAUAGGUCAAAUGCAAUGGUCCAAUGAAUACAGAUAUUCCCAGUGAAAUGUGAAUAAGGAUAUUCUCAAAGAAUAUGGGUAUCCUAAUUCAUAGCAGGAGCAGGGUCCAUGGACACCCAAAUGUCAGUGUUUCUUUGCUGCUGGUCGUAAUAUAUUUUGCCAGCUAAUGGCUUGGAAUUAUGAGACUGUCCAUUCCUCAUGUCUCUUGUUUCUGUAAUCUUCUCAAGUGCAAUGUCUUUUGCUUUUGUAAUCUUCCAAAUUGGAAUGGUAUAAAUGAUGUUCCUUUGGUUCUAAUUCCCACAAACACACAAUGGGCAAGUGUAAUUGUAGUCAUGGUGUUGCUGUUGCUUUCCCUUCCUCACCUCCAAUCCUAUCAUCCAAGUGACCUGAAGAUUGACUGUGGAGCAACUGAGACUUCAAGUGGGAAUUGGACGAUGAGUUCAUAAAAACUGGGCAGAACAAGCUCCUCCCUACGAGGAACAGCCAAAGAUCCAUGGAUACGCUUAGAUAUUUUCCAGAUGGAGGAAAGAACUGUUACAAUGUGGGACUGCAUUUGCAUAACAAAUAUAUUCUUCGGGCAGGGUUCUACUAUGGCAACUAUGACAAUCUCUCAAGUCCCCCAACAUUUAAUCUUGAAUUAGAUGGGGAAAAAUGGGCUAAUGUCACUACUUCUCUUAGUACUGACCCAGUCUUCCAUGAAGUGCUGUACUUUAUUAGGAAAAAGGAUGUCAGCAUAUGCUUAGAGCAAACACAAGAAGGACAGGUUCCCUUCAUCUCUUCACUUGAAGCCAAGAUUCUUAACCCAGGAAUGUACAGCUACAUGGACAUAAACACCGCAUUGUACUUGGAGAGAAGGACCAACUAUGGGGCCAACCAAAGUUUCCCAGAACGCCUUUCUGAUUACUAUGAAGCCUUCAGCCGGUUCUGGAAGCCGGAGCAAGUGCAGAAUUACCGAAACUUUUUUGGGAAAAAUAAGAGCAGUACGUCAUCUGCAGAGAAUAUCCCCCCAUAUCUGGUGUUGCAGAGUGCCAUAGAAGCAAAAAAUGUAUCAGACUCCAUCUUCUUGCCUAUCAAUCUUCAUGACAAGACUCAGCUAGUGGCCUACUUUGUAUUGUAUUUCUAUGAACCGUAUCCAUGGCCACCUGCAAACGAUACGAGGAGGCUCAUUGUUUCCAUAGACGGUGAAAGAAAGAACAUCACAACUGUCUCCAGAACAGAGUUAUCAGACGAUUGUGCAGUGGUGUCAGUAUACCCAGUCAAUGUUACAGGUACAGCCAACGUGACCAUAUCACCUGCUGAAGGAACCACAUUGCCACCCAUUCUAAAUGCCAUGGAAGUCUUCACCACAAUCGACUUCUCUAAGGCUGAUCCCUCGCUCCACUUCUAUUCCAUCUUUUACGUCUGUCUUUAUCUUUUUGGAGUUGCUGUGUGGUUUAAUUGAGAUUAAUUGCAGGGUUGAGGUCCUCGAGUAAGCUACAAAAUAUGGCGAAGAAUGUGAGGCAUAUUUUCAAUCCCAACAUAAAUUCACGCCAAGGAAUUUAUUCCACGAGUAAGGUGAAAAUAAUAGA
Messenger RNA from Vitis riparia (riverbank grape), 1633 nucleotides. RefSeq names its product putative leucine-rich repeat receptor-like serine/threonine-protein kinase At2g19230. Lineage: Eukaryota; Viridiplantae; Streptophyta; Magnoliopsida; Vitales; Vitaceae. The record is from RefSeq and is a predicted model, not a curated record. The coding region runs from base 559 to 1506 and encodes 315 amino acids. The transcript has 3 exons.